AUGCUGGCAAAAAUGCAUUACUCCCGAUCGUCGUCGUUUAGCUCCCCGUCGCUGGCCAGUAAGUCUGGACUUUGUAACCCGAUGUCCGAGUUAAGGGCUCACCCGACCAGGCGAAUGCAAGAAAGCCGAAAGAAUUCUGGACUCGUUUAUCAACCCCGAAGUAGUCAGCGUCGACAAGCAGAUCCCGCGCAAGGUGCUGGAAAAUGCGAAGCGAAGCUAAACAGCAAUCAGGGCCUCGCGAUAUUCAGCGUCUUUGAAGUCGGCAUGAUGCGUUCUCUUCGCUUCGGCUCCGGUGUUGUAGUCGCCCGUCUCUUCAACGGAACAUGGUCGGCCCCCUCGGCCAUCACGACCGGCAAAUUGACGACCAAGGGCCAAUUCGGAAUGGAGCAUACUGAGUUCGUAUACGUGCUAAAUAACGACAAGGCCGUGGAGGCGUUCUCGCAGGCUAAGAGCGUCACUUUGGGCGAGGACGUAUCAAUAGCAGUCGGGCCAUUCGGGCGCAGCGCCGAGCUCGCGGGGGAUGCAUACGAGGCUGAUAUAUUCGCAUACUGCAAGACACGCACAGUUUUUGGGGGUUCGACAUUGGAAGGAGCGACUAUAGGCGAGAGAGUAGAUGCGAAUCGGAAGAUGUAUCAAAAGACAGUUUCAACGCGCCAGCUGCUUCGUGGGGAGGUCACGCUGCCCCCAGAGACAUACGGGCUCAUGAAGAUCCUGCAUUCAACGUGGCUGCGGCCGGUUACGAAGCGACCGUCCGUUGAAAAGGCCCAUCUUGCCAGGAUAGUCACGCAGCAAUCGACAACCAUUGAGCCGCGAUCCCGGGCAUCAACAAUAGCAUCGCCGGCGAAGGGAGAGAAGCGGUUUUACGGAGAGCAGAUUAUGGCACCACAUCAGAUCACCAUAGAAAUCACAGACUACUCAGCGGUCCAGCUGCCGAGUAGUCUGACACAACAUGAGGAGACGAGGGAGUCGCUGGAUUCAGAGGCAUCGUCCUCCCCAACCGGGCACCCUCCUAUCCUCAAGCCUGGAAGACGAACCUGGAGUGCGUCGUCCAACGGGGUUUGGGAUAAUCAUGAACCGCUACAUUUCUAA
This is a messenger RNA of Aspergillus nidulans FGSC A4, 1089 nucleotides long. RefSeq lists its product as uncharacterized. The record is from RefSeq and is a predicted model, not a curated record. Lineage: Eukaryota; Fungi; Ascomycota; Eurotiomycetes; Eurotiales; Aspergillaceae. Bases 1 to 1089 code for a protein of 362 amino acids. The transcript has 2 exons.